AGGGACGCCUGAGAGCGACGCUUGCAGCUGAUGUACCGCUGCCUCAAACAUGGAGAGCGACACCACAGUCCGGAGAAUAAAACCCUUCGGGACACAGAAUUACUCGGUGCAAGAUAACGACGGUUCCCGGGGCCGGUGCGGCGAUAACGGCUACAGCGGGGACCCGAAGAGGAAGCCCGAAGUGAGCCUGUAUCUGCUGCGGGAAGGGCUGGCAGCCUCCCUGGUCUCUGUGUUUAUUUUGGUGCUGUGGGGACUCGUUCACUUCUCCUUACAGCAGCUCGUCAUCGGGAAGCCAACCGGCGAGUUCAACGCAGUGAGAGCCAGACAGCACUUGGAGCAAAUCACCAGCGUCGGCCCUCGUCCAGUGGGCAGCCGGGAGAAUGAAGUCCUGACGGUGGGCUAUUUGUUGGAGCAGAUUGAGAGCAUCCGGGUGGAGACGGCAGCGGGCCCCCAUCAGAUCACGGUAGACGUGCAGCGUCCCACCGGCACUUUCUCCAUUGACUUUCUCGGAGGCUUCACCAGCUUCUAUGACCGUGUCACCAACAUUGCCGUCAGACUAGAGCCUAAAGGGGGGUCGCAGCAUCUCAUGCUAGCCAACUGUCACUUUGACUCAGUGGCCAACAGUCCAGGUGCCAGUGAUGACGCAGUGAGCUGUGCAGUUAUGCUGGAAGUCCUCCAUUCUCUGGCCAACCAAUCUACUGCUCUUCAUCAUGGAGUUGUCUUCCUCUUUAAUGGCGCAGAGGAAAAUAUCCUUCAGGCCAGUCACGGUUUCAUUACUCAGCAUCCGUGGGCCAAGCAGGUGCGAGCCUUUAUUAACUUGGAGGCUGCAGGUGUUGGGGGCAAGGAGGUGGUUUUUCAGACAGGUCCCGAGAACCCGUGGCUGGUCCAGGCCUACGUCCAUGCAGCCAAACACCCCUUUGCCUCUGUUGUCGGUCAGGAGGUCUUUCAGAGUGGAAUCAUCCCCUCUGACACUGACUUCCGCAUCUACAGAGACUUUGGUAACAUCCCAGGCAUUGAUCUGGCUUUCAUUGAAAACGGUUUCAUCUAUCACACCAAGUACGACACUGCUGACAGGAUCCAUACAGACUCCAUACAGAGAGCUGGCGACAACAUCCUGGCGGUCCUGAGGUACCUGGUAAUGUCAGAGAAGCUGGCAGAUUCCUCAGAGUAUCGUCAUGGCAACAUGGUAUUUUUUGACCUGCUGGGGGUGGUUGUGGUGGCCUACCCAUCCCGUGUCGGCACCAUCCUUAACUACAUGGUAGCCGCAGCCACCUUCCUCUAUCUCGCCAAGAAAGCCUCUCUACCAGGCAAUGGGGGUGGACGAUAUCUUCGAGACCUGGCCUACGCCACAGGUGUAGCAGUCCUGAGUUGGUUCGUCACCCUGCUGUCAGUACUGAUAGUUGCUCUGCUUGUGACUCUGAUGGGCCGCUCCAUGUUUUGGUACGACCACUUCUACGCCUCCAUCUGCCUGUAUGGGUCCGCUGCCACGGGCAAGAUGAUCCUCAUUCACACGCUGGCCAAGAACUUGCACUAUGGAGGAGUCCGUUUGGUGGAGCUGGGGGAUCUCUACUUUGACGUGAGCUUGUUGCUGUGGUGCUGCAGCUUGGUGUGGCUGACCCAUCAGGGCCUCUGUUCAGCCUAUGUGCCCAUGCUUAUGGUGGCCUUCCCCCUGGCCACCAAGCUGCUGCUGGCAAAAGAGUUUAAACAUAGAGGAGCAUCAAUGAAGUACAGUGUGCUCUAUAUGUUGGGCCUUGCGUUGCCCUACGUCCACUUCAUGUUCCUCAUCUGGGUGGUGUUUGAGAUCUUCACUCCCAUCAUGGGGCGCAGCGGUACCGAGAUACCCCCUGAGGUGGUGAUGGCCUCCCUGGUCACCCUGGCAACCAUCUUCCUCUCCUCCUUUUUCCUGCAUUUUAUCUACUUGGUACGGAGCACUAAGUGGAUCCUGGCUGGUCUGGGUUCAGUCUUCAUCUUCAUGUUCCUGAUGAUGUCCUGUGGCCUCCUCUUUCCUUAUUCAGACAGUCCAGACAGCCCGCGGCCAAAACGAGUCUUCCUGCAGCAUACAACACGGACCUUCCACAAUCUCCAAGGCCAGGUGGAGAGCCAAGACUCCGGUCUGUGGAUCAACAGUUUCGACUUCACAGGCAUACAGCACAUCACACCCCACAUCCCUGAGAUCAACGACAGCGUUCGCACCAGCUGCCGAGAGGACCGACCCUUCUGUGGCUACCCCUGGUUUCUGCCUGUGAAGUUCCUCAGCAAGAAGAACUGGUACCUCCCUGCUCCAGAAGUGUCUCCCAGCGCUCCAGUGGAGUUCAGCCUGCUGUCCAGAGAGGAGACCAAAUGGGGGACGAUCAAGAUGACCUUCAGUGUAAAAGGGCCCAGCCACAUGUCCCUCUAUCUGAUGCCUCAUCGAGGAGCCAGCCUCUCCACCUGGUCCUUUGGGGACGGGACCCCUCAGUUCGACCUGAGUGGAGAAUAUUUCGUCUUCUAUUCCCACGGCCUCGACGCCCCCACAUGGAUCUUCUGGUUUGAAAUACAGCCUCCCAGAGACCCAGACCCAUCAGGUCCUGAGGGGAUGAUCUCUGUUGCCAUCUCCACCCACUAUUUCUUCGGGCAAGACAGUAGGACUGCUCAACUGGAGGAAAUCCUCCACAGGUUUCCCACAUGGUCUUUUCCUUCAUCUUGGGUCAGUACCUACGACAUGUACCGAUACUGAGGAUGCCACACGUUACAGGGGCCGGAGCUGAGAAGAGCUGAGGGUUCAGGGGCCCCCAGAGACGGACAGAAAAGAUUUAAAGGAACAAUACUGAGGAUCAGCCCUGACGCCUUUUUCCUCUCUGACACAUUUCAACACUUCAACACACACUCCCGCUCCCUUCCAGCCUGCCUGAGAGACCCACAUCACUGUGUCAGUAGGCGUAGUAGCUAACCGAGCAGGAAGACGCGGUGAGAUACUCCAGAGGUAAGCUGAUCAGGGAGCUUACAAACGGACUAACUCGACGGCUGAGGAACCGGUAACCACAAUAUCGUGCUCACUGCUGCGUCAGUGAAACAAAAAGGGUUUAAGUUUCUUUUUUCUUUUUACUUAAUCUGUUGUGCCUUUGCUUUACUCAAUCCAUCUAACUCCCUUCCUCACUUUCAAUCUUGCUCACUUCCUCUUGUUCUUCCUCUCUCGUGCUUCCUGAAUGAAUAACGUUGCAUGGCUGCUUCCCCCCCCGCCUCUCUCUUUAUAAGCAAACCACUCAGGCCUGGACAUGUCACUGGCUCCCUGGGCAGAAAUUAAACACCACCACUAUCUGAACUGUAGGUGUAGUAACAUACUGAUGGGUCUGAUGGAAGGGGAAACUGUUUUUUGUUUGAACCAUUCUCCGACUUUAACUGGAAACUUUGACGAUUUCAAAGUUGCUUUUCAUCAACACGCACUGAGCAAAUAGUUUUUGUGUAAACGGUGAAAUUGCUCAUCAUUGCUCAAUAACACCACUGACUUGCAGCAAGUUGUACCCAUGUUAUUCCAACAAUGUGCUUUUAAUUGUCAGAGAAUCUGGCAUGCAGAAGGCAGAAAACUGUGCCUGUUAAAUGAAGACAGCUGGCUAAAAUAGAAAUGCAAACGCGUCUUUUAAAAAAAAGGUUUCGCUUUCCUGAACUUAACUUAAGGCAGAGGGGCAAUUUUGAAGUCUUUUUUCCGCCUGAUGUGUAUUGAUAUUGGGCUUGAUCAGACGAGAACUCACAGGGAAACGAGGACCUGUGGCGGUCUGAAUGUCCUGUGAUUUAAGAUUAUUCCCCAAGACUUGAGGUUGACUGGGUGAAAAAACCAGCAGUGCAACUCCACACUCAUUAACAGCAUCAGUGUCAGUCAGCUUGGUGGAAGUGUUUGUAAUUUACAUUUGCAGCUACUGUAAAAAGCAUCUGUACUUGAUUUCGCACUUGACCUCUGCAAUGUGCCAAUAGCUGUCUCCAACAGCACCAAUCACAUUUCAAUGACUAAUCGAGAAAAUAGUUGUGACCAUAAAGAAGAUUUAUAAGACUCUACAUCUUAGCUGCAGAUAGGAAAUAACAAAUCUGUAAAAUAAAGUGUGAUAUACAGAUAGUUUAAGGUGAAUGAAAUUUGUUAUCGUAAAUAACAUGUGCUUUGGAUAGACGUUAAAGCAUCAAGACUGAGCUGUAAGAAGAAGGUAAUUGUAUAAAGAAGUGAUAGGUGCUUCUAUCACUUGUUAGUCCACCCUGCUCAUAUACACUUUUCAGCUAAUUAUCAACCCAGAGAGGAGUUGCACAAUGCUAAACUGUUCAUUUACUGUAAUUUCCCGCUCCUUCAAGUGGAUGUAGGAAUGUAUAACCAUGCAUUGGUGCUGCUGCAGACAGCUCACACUAAUAACUGUUGUCCACUCAUUUUGUGGUGUGUUGCUAAUGUUUCUUACAUUUCACUUAUCUCAUAUGGAGUUGCAUCUUUGUUGCGGUGUUCUAGAGCCCAAGUAUCACAACCGAGAUCCAGUUAAUAUGACCUCUAAAGUGUCUACUUCACAUAGUCGACCACCAAGGUUCAGUUAGGGCAGGGUUACACUAGAGAAGAAGUGGAUUGUACGACAUGUUGGCAACACUGUAAGGCGGAGUAAAAAGUUGUUAAGUUAUUUGAUCGUCUGACAGAUCCUUCUGACGGAGUAUUCUGGCCCCUUCAGAGUCACCACUACCUCCACAAUGAUCAAAACUCUGGGUCCUACACCAAGAGAACAGCUAUUCAUGUUCUUGUAUAGACUGGUUUGAAUGUUACUGCUGGAAAGAUUUAAAAUAAUUUAGCAAGCUAACGUUAGAGAUUAUUUUUGGAUGGAUUAUAGAGCAUCAUCAUGUUUGUCUGUGGGCUAGUGUUGUUUUUCUGCUAACAAAGUAGAAUGGUUCCCUUGAUUUUUUUGAAUCGCACCUGUGUUAUCAAAAAAAUAUCAGAGUAACCGUCCCUGCGUUCAGAGGAAAUAUGUUAAAACACAAACAAAUGUAACAUAGUUGCUUGUUGGUAGUUUGACUCCUCCUAUACGUUAUCAUAGGUGGCUUCAGGUUGCAAAGACUUGGGAGAUCAACUGAGCAAAAAUGAUCUUUUGUCCACUUUGUUACACCCGGUGACGUGUCGUUGUGAUUCAUGUCGUCCGUUUGGCUUCAGUCACACACAAAAUAAGAUAUGCUGACAUGAAGGAGGCCUUAACAUUUUGCUUCCAAAGACACAACAAAAUGUUUACUGUUGUGGACACAAACGUCUCAGUGGUCUUAAAGCUUUCAGGUGCUGCGCUGUACAGUUUUUUUUGUACAUGAAUUGUUGUCUGUUGAAGAGUUUAAACUUUAAAUUCCAUCGCAGCCUUCGACAACACUUGAAAACAGGUCGCCCUACUAUGCUACUUUUUUUAAUGCACAAUGUGCAAAAAGAAGUCCUUAAAGUAACCUACUCUAACCAUCUGCUGAGGAAGACAGUGUGAUACGAAAGCUCCAGAGCAGCUGGGCUUUUGGAUGUAGGUGUGACACCAACACUGCUUUAAGUGACAGGGGACCAUUUAAAUCGGUUCUAUUGAAAAGUGCUUCAGUUGACAUGCAGAGAGGAGAAAAAGCUUUAUUAAUAAGUGUAAAUGGUUAUUUUUUUUCUAAAAAUCUGUUGCACAGUGGGAUGGAGUAGAGAGGAGUCUGACUUACACGCUGUGAAAUCGCUCAUCCGACGACGGUGCUCCCACUAAAGCGAACACAGAGCGCUGCUAGAGAGCUUAACCUUAAUAAAACAAACUCCUUUUAGAAUUAACUUCAUUUUAAUUGUUUGUGACAGAUUCUAAUGUUUCAAUGUAAAUCAGUGAAGACUGACAAAGCGCUGCGCAGUGUGUUUUUCUUCCACACACACACCUACACACACCUACACCUACACACACCUACACACACGUACACACGUAACAGACAAAGAAAACAAAUCAGUCGAAAUAAGCAUUUUAGCUGAAAUCUAUUCUGGGAAACACAUUGAAAUGUCUUAAUGCCUGUUGUUGAAGGAUGUUCAUUAUUUUUUAAAAGAUGUUUCAUUUGUUAACAGUCUUGUUAUAAUAACCUGAACUGUGUUUGUCCAACAUUUUUACUUUUAACCCAUGCCCAUUUCUUAACUGUUCUGGAAGUUAAAUUAAGAUGUUUUUUUUAAAGACUAAAAUGUUAUUUUUUUGAUUGAUUUGACACUUAAGUUCUUCAACUGCUGUUUGGCUUUUUUUUUUUUAAUGCAUAUUUGUGAUUAAUCGAACAGUUGGGAUUAUUGGGAUUGAUCUGGUAACAGGGUAUCCAUCUAUUAAAUGGACGGGAUGAUUUAACAUUAUGCAAAAAGCUUGAAUUAAAUUAGCACUUGUACAGCAAUUAAAAUGUUUAUUACAUUGCCGUUGUUGUUCUAUUUAAAACAUGUCAUUCCACUUCAUGUACACACAAACGGUAGAUCAGACUAUAUAUAGAAAUAAAGACAA
This is a messenger RNA of Anoplopoma fimbria (sablefish), 6461 nucleotides long. Its product is annotated as endoplasmic reticulum metallopeptidase 1. Gene Ontology annotation, biological process: proteolysis. Bases 50 to 2716 code for a protein of 888 amino acids. Lineage: Eukaryota; Metazoa; Chordata; Actinopteri; Perciformes; Anoplopomatidae. The record is from RefSeq and is a predicted model, not a curated record. Gene Ontology annotation, molecular function: metalloexopeptidase activity. The transcript has 15 exons.